AUCGAACGAACAGUUCUCUACUAACGAGCUAAACCAAGUGCAGCAAGUGCCCGUACCCGUGAUUGCAAUUCACACCCCAAGCCCUAUUCACAAAGGUUCAAAUUCAAAGCCCCUUCCAUCCGGAAAAAUGUUCAAGUUUGUGUUGAUCGGAGCACUGUUGGUGGCCGCCGUUUGUGCCGCACCGGCGGACAACAAGCCGGGCCAGCAGCAGCAGGGUCAGCAGGGCCGGGAUGGGCUGGAUCAGGCGGAAUCGGCCUGGAACAAUCAGGCCGGCUGGAGCGGCCAGAACACCUGGAACCGGGAUCCGAACAGCUGGAACCAUCCGAACGCCUGGAACCACCCGGGAGCCGGUGCAUGGAACGCAAACACCUGGAACCGCGCCGGAUACAACAACCGUUACGAUCCGGCCAACCGUUGGGGCGCUGCUGAUCCGUGGAACCGCUGGGGCGGAGCUGGUGCCACCGCCGGCUGGAACAACUAUGGCGCUGGACGUGCCGGAGUGGCUGGAGGUGCUGCCGGAUGGCAGGGCGCUGUUGCCAACCGUUGGAAUGCCUGGUAAAGGGGUUGGGCCAUGCCGAGCAGUGAUGUCCAGUGACCGGAGGAAUCCGUUUUGCACCAAGCAGCUUCCCUUCUUUCAAAUCCGCUUUCCAGUUGUUCAAUAAAUAUUACAAUCAGCACUAUAAA
Anopheles darlingi is the source of this 684-nucleotide messenger RNA. Its product is annotated as bifunctional endo-1,4-beta-xylanase XylA-like. NCBI's taxonomy places the organism in Eukaryota, Metazoa, Arthropoda, Insecta, Diptera, Culicidae. The transcript has 2 exons. Bases 128 to 559 code for a protein of 143 amino acids. The record is from RefSeq and is a predicted model, not a curated record.